Messenger RNA from Diaporthe amygdali, 1263 nucleotides. Its product is annotated as peroxisomal nadh pyrophosphatase nudt12. Gene Ontology annotation, biological process: NADP+ catabolic process; NAD+ catabolic process. Bases 1 to 1263 code for a protein of 420 amino acids. The transcript is spliced from 2 exons. Gene Ontology annotation, molecular function: metal ion binding; NADH pyrophosphatase activity. Gene Ontology annotation, cellular component: cytosol. NCBI's taxonomy places the organism in Eukaryota, Fungi, Ascomycota, Sordariomycetes, Diaporthales, Diaporthaceae. The record is from RefSeq and is a predicted model, not a curated record.
AUGGGAACGCCCAUCCCCGACCUUCCCAUUUUGGAGGCCGAAGACUCGAUGCUGUCCAGAAAGUUCGGGCGCGAGCUCUCAAAUUACUUCGCCGGUAGCCCCCUGAACCGCGUCGGCUUCUUGCGGUCCGACCACGCCUUCCUGCGCGCCGCCUUCUCCCACCCCUCGGCCCGCUUUCUCCUGCUGAACGAGCUCGCCCCCCUGGUCGACGAAAGCCAGCGCCGCCUCGCCUAUGUGGGCUACUCGGACGUGAAGGGCUUCACGGGCGCGGACCCGUUCGAAAAGUCCGAGGAGCAGAUGAUCAAGGACUUCAACUCGGAAGAGUUCCAUCCCCUCAUCCUGCUGCUCGGCCUCGACGAGGCGAACAAGCUGCCGGCUUCGGCCUCGGCUAGCGAUCAGGCGUUCGAAUAUAAGGAGUACAAGGGCAGGCCGUAUUUUGCUGUCGAUGUCACGCCGCCCAAGGGCGCUGCGGCGGAGGCGGCACAGGCAGCGAACAAGGUCAUCGACGCCGUGAAGGCAAAGGGCUGGUCGUUCUACCAGAACCAGCGACACAUGGGGCUGGAAGCAGGUGAAGCGGCCGUGUACGCCAACGCGCGAUCCCUCCUAGACUGGAACUCCCGCAUCCCCUUCUGCGCACAGUGCGGCAGCAAGACACUCUCCAUCAACGCGGGCACGAAGCGCACCUGCCCGCCGACAGACCUGGCGGGCGGCAAGCUGACGGAGCGGGGGCCGUGCGCAUCGCGGCACGGCGUGUCCAACAUCUGCUUCCCGCGGACGGACCCGACCAUCAUCGCGGCGGUGGUGAGCGCGGACGGGAGCCGGCUGCUGCUGGGGCGCAACAAGCGGUUCCCGCCGUACUGGUUCAGCACGCUGGCCGGGUUCCUGGAGCCGGGCGAGUCGAUCGAGGAGGCGGUGCGGCGCGAGGUCUGGGAGGAGAGCGGCGUGCGCCUCAGCCGCGUCGUCAUCCACAGCUCCCAGCCGUGGCCGUUCCCCGCCUCGCUCAUGAUCGGCGCCAUCGCGCAGGCGCUGCCCGGCGACGGCGAGAAGAUCGACCUCGGCCACGACCCGGAGCUCGUCGACGCCCGCUGGUUCUCGAUCGAGGAGGUCAAGGAGGCGCUGAAAUUUGGGGUUUCUGGGCUCGGGGAGCCCGCACCUGCUGGAUAUAAGGAGGGGGGGCUUAGGUUGCCGCCUCAGACCGCCAUCGCGAAUCGUCUGAUCACGGCGGUUGUGGAUGGGUUUGUUGGUGGUGGUGCCAAGAUUUGA